CGAUGACUGACUCAAACUCAUUCGAUAAGAAGCAGGAAGAAGCUGAUGGUGGCAGUGUAAAGGAGGGUAAGAAGAAGCAAAAGAAGCAAAAUACAUGGAGACCACAGGGGCCCAGAGACCCAUUCGAAAUGCUGGACUCUCUGCCAGAAAAGAAGCAGCAGGAGAUCCAAAGAGCCCUCCACCUCUUCUCCUUGGGCUCAACUCUACCUAAAACCCUGCAGCAGGCGAAGAAACACACAUACGCCUUCUGGGAUACACAGCCUGUCCCCAAACUGGGUGACAGUAUAACAACUCAUGGCCAAAUAGUAGCGGCUGAAGCCAGUGUCCGUAAGGAGCCCUAUUCUCUACCUCAGGGUUUUUCAUGGGACACUCUGGACCUGACAAGCCCUACAGUGCUGCAAGAGCUAUGCACACUACUGAAUAACAACUACAUGGAAGAUGAUGACAACACCAUCAGAUUUGACUUCUCUGUUGAGUAUCUGCAAUGGGUUUUGCAGCCUCCAAACUGGCUGGCCGAGUGGCACUGUGGUGUGAGAGUAGACACCAAUAAGAAGUUAGUGGGCUUCAUUGCUGCAGUUCCUGCAGACGUCCGCAUGUAUGAAACGGAGAAGCGGAUGGUUCAGGUCAAACUCCUGUGUGUUCAUAAGAAGCUGCGCCUCAAGCGGAUGACUCCAGUUCUGAUCCGAGAGCUCACUAGACGGGUUAACCAGCAGGACCUCUACCAGGCUGUCUAUACAGCUCCCUUAGUGCUGCCCACACCAGUGAGCUCCUGCAGAUACUGGCAUCGACCUCUGAAUUUCCGUAAGCUGAUGGAGGUCAACUAUCCAGGUCUCAGACAAGACAUGACCCUGCAGAGAGCUCUCAAAGUCCACCGCCUCCCUGAGGUAACAAAGACGUCUCGCUUACGCCCUAUGACCAAAGAAGAUGUUAAGGGGAUACACUCACUUCUCCAGGAGAACCUCAGCAAGUUUAAACUCAGCCCCAUCUUAUCUCUGCUGGAAGUAGAGCACUUGCUAUUGCCAAGGGAGAAUGCCAUUGACACCUAUGUGGUGGAGGGUGAUGAUGGUACACUGACAGAUGUGGUGAGCUUCUACAGCAUCUCCUCCAAGGUGCUGAAUCACCCGGUCCACACCGAACUGAGAGCAUCUUAUCUCCUUUACAUUGCGCCGACUGCCACAAACCUGGUGGACCUCAUGGAGGACAUGUUGGUCCUAGCGAAAUCUAAUGGUGUUGACAUCUUCAUUGCUCUCGAUGUGAUGGAUAACAAGAGUUUCCUGGAGAAGCUUAAGUUCAGCAUCAGUGACAAGAGCCUGCAUUACUACCUGUACAACUGGAUGUGUCCUAACAUGAGUCCAGAGGAGGUGGGCUUGGUGUUACCUAACUAA
Molecule: messenger RNA, 1385 nt
Organism: Scomber japonicus (chub mackerel)
Lineage: Eukaryota; Metazoa; Chordata; Actinopteri; Scombriformes; Scombridae
Product: glycylpeptide N-tetradecanoyltransferase 2-like
Exons: 12
Coding region: 3-1385 (460 amino acids)
Biological process (GO): N-terminal peptidyl-glycine N-myristoylation
Cellular component (GO): cytoplasm
Molecular function (GO): glycylpeptide N-tetradecanoyltransferase activity
Source: RefSeq, a predicted model, not a curated record